CCUUUUGCUUUCUUAGCCAAAUGACCAAAAUGUCCAGUUAGAACAAGAAUUCAGCAUUCUGCAAAACAAGUUAACAGCUGAGGCUUUGAUGGAAUAUCAGAUAUUGAAAAUGUCUCCCAGCCUGUUCAUCCUUCUGUUUCUCACACCUGGUAUUUUAUGCAUUUGCCCUCUCCAAUGUAUAUGCACCGAGAGGCACAGGCAUGUGGACUGUUCAGGCAGAAACUUGACUACAUUACCAUCUGGACUGCAAGAGAAUAUUAUCCAUUUAAAUCUGUCUUAUAACCACUUUACUGAUCUGCAUAACCAGUUAACCCAGUACACCAAUCUGAGGACCCUGGACAUUUCAAACAACAGGCUUGAAAGCUUGCCUGCUCAGUUACCUCGGUCCCUCUGGAACAUGUCUGCUGCUAACAACAACAUUAAACUGCUUGAAAAAUCUGAUACUGCUUAUCAAUGGAACCUUAAAUAUCUGGAUGUUUCUAAGAAUAUGCUGGAAAAGGUUGUCCUCAUUAAAAAUACACUGAGAAGUCUUGAGGUUCUCAACCUCAGUAGUAACAAACUCUGGACAGUUCCAACCAACAUGCCCUCCAAACUGCAUACUGUGGACCUGUCUAACAAUUCCUUGACACAAAUCCUUCCAGGAACAUUAAUAAACCUGACAAAUCUCACACAUCUUUACCUGCACAACAAUAAGUUCACAUUCAUUCCAGAUCAAGCUUUUGACCAGCUCUUUCAGUUGCAAGAGAUAACCCUUUACAAUAACAGGUGGUCAUGUGACCAUAAACAAAACAUUACUUACUUACUUAAGUGGAUGAUGGAAACAAAAGCCCAUGUAAUAGGGACUCCCUGUUCUAGCCAGAUAUCACUUUUGAAGGAACAUAACACAUAUCCCACACCUUCUGGAUUUACCUCAAGCUUGUUCACUGUAAGUGGGAUGCAGACAGUGGACACCAUUAACUCUCUGAGUAUGGUAACUCAAUCCAAAGUGACCAAAAUACCCAAACAAUAUCGAACAAAGGAAACAACGUUUGGUGCCACUCUAAGCAAAGACACCACCUUUACUAGCACUGACAAGGCUUUUGUGCCCUAUCCAGAAGAUACAUCUACAGAAACGAUCAAUUCACAUGAAGCAGCAGCUGCAACUCUAACUAUUCACCUCCAAGAUGGAAUGGUUACAAACACAAGCCUCACUAGCUCAACAAAACCAUCCCCAACACCCAUGACCCUAAGUAUCACUAGUGGCAUGCCAAAUAAUUUCUCUGAAAUGCCUCAACAAAGCACAACCCUUAACUUACGGAGGGAAGAGACAACCACAAAUGUAAAGACUCGCUUACCUUCUUCUGUGGCAAGUGCUUGGAAAGUAAAUGCUUCGUUUCUCUUAAUGCUCAAUGCUGUGGUCAUGCUGGCUGGCUAAGGGUCUGCAUUUUCUGAAAUUAAUGAAAGAACUCCUCCCUGAUGUAUAGUUGGGAAGAUAUGCCCCUAUCUAACCAGUGACUCAAGCUAUAUUAUGUAUUCAAGAAAGCCAGUCUCACAUUUCCGACUCUGAUGUGAAUGAAGCAACUCGUCUUAAUGAAGAAGUGCACAAUGUCUCGGUACUUGCUGCUACUUUACUGUCUUAAUGAAGUAAAACUAAUGAGUUUCUUUUUUUUAAAUGAAAUGUUUUCUUUUUAAGGCUUCAAUUUACUGCACAAAA
This is a messenger RNA of Lagenorhynchus albirostris (white-beaked dolphin), 1693 nucleotides long. It is a transcript of the gene OMG, whose product is annotated as oligodendrocyte myelin glycoprotein. NCBI's taxonomy places the organism in Eukaryota, Metazoa, Chordata, Mammalia, Artiodactyla, Delphinidae. Gene Ontology annotation, molecular function: protein binding. Gene Ontology annotation, biological process: neuron projection regeneration. The transcript has 2 exons. The record is from RefSeq and is a predicted model, not a curated record. Bases 89 to 1414 code for a protein of 441 amino acids.